Messenger RNA from Camellia sinensis, 1313 nucleotides. Lineage: Eukaryota; Viridiplantae; Streptophyta; Magnoliopsida; Ericales; Theaceae. The record is from RefSeq and is a predicted model, not a curated record.
UCACUUCAUCCAUAACCAAGCACCAAACAAGAAGCUAAUAAUUAGCUAUCUUCAUCUUCUUCUCUUUCUUCUUAUAGUUUUGAAGUUAUAUUAAACAUAACUUCGAACCAUUCAAUGGCACUCGUUAAUUUAAAAUUAUGCUUAUCUUUGUUCCUUAUUCUAAUUGGAAUAGUCUCAGCUCAGUUGUCUCCAACUUUCUAUUCAUCAACAUGUCCUAACGUCCUUUCGACAAUCAAAACUGCAGUGAACUCUGCAGUGUCGAGCGAGGCUCGUAUGGGGGCAUCCUUGCUCCGUCUUCAUUUCCAUGAUUGCUUUGUUAAUGGGUGCGAUGCAUCGGUGCUAUUGGACGACAAUUCGACCUUCACGGGAGAAAAGACAGCCGGUCCAAACAGCAAUUCACUGAGAGGAUUUAACGUGAUCGACACCAUUAAAUCUAAUCUGGAAACUUCUUGCCCCGGUGUUGUUUCCUGUGCUGAUAUCUUAGCUGUUGCUGCCCGAGAUUCAGUCGUCGCUUUGAAUGGACCAAGUUGGACUGUUCCAUUAGGGAGAAGAGACUCGACCACAGCGAGUUUGAGUGCUGCUAACUCUAACCUCCCUGGACCUAAUUUAAACCUUUCUGCUCUUAUAACUGCCUUCUCAAACAAAGGUUUCACUGCUAAAGAAUUGGUGGCUCUUUCAGGAUCUCACACAGUAGGCCAAGCAAGGUGCACAGUCUUCAGAAGCCACAUCUACAAUGACGCCAACAUAAAUGCCCAAUUCGCGACAUCUCUAAAAGCAAACUGUCCCAGCACUGGAGGUGACAACAACCUCGCCCCCCUCGACACCACUAGCCCAACUGCUUUCGACAACGCUUACUACAAGAAUUUGCAAGGCCAAAAGGGUCUUCUGCACUCAGACCAAGAACUCUUCAAUGGGGGUUCAACUGAUGCUCAAGUCAACACUUAUAGUACCAACUCUGCAACUUUCUUCACAGAUUUUGGUAAUGCAAUGGUGAAGAUGGGAAACCUUAGCCCCCUCACUGGCACGAGUGGGCAAAUUAGGACUAAUUGCAGGAAAGCCAACUAAGCAAUGGCACCAAACAGUCCUGUUUGAAUUGUAAUUUUGUUGUUGGUUGAAAUCUAUGUCUUUUGAGUGGGUGAUUAAGCAAACAAAAGCAUUUGUUUGGAGAGUAGAGUAGUCUUGUAGUUUGAGUUGUCUCAGCAAUGUGUAAUAAGAGUUCAGAGAAAUAUCAUAUGAUUUGAACUGGUUUAUUACUUCAUUUUACUGUAUUUAUGUUUUGGUAUUAUUAGAAAAUUUCAGCCUACGUUGUAACU